AUGGAGAUUAGAUUUGAAACACCUUCGACGUGUAGUUCGAAUAUUUUUAGACCUUGGAUUAGUAGUGACAAACAAAAAACUUGUGUAACAGUGCCAACGAAAGGUGAUAACAAUAGUCAAAUGGUAGAAUCGACAUGCAAAUUGACAUCAAACUGUGGAAAGCCAUUCUCAACUAAUUUACCAAACCAUGAUCCUAGAACUGCAGGGUAUCAUACAUCAGCUUUUCAGCUAUGGCCUUGUCCAGAAUUUUUGCCAGAUCCGCAUUUACCGGCUCAUUAUUUUGAGAACGUUCAAUUGUCAUAUAUGAUUAGUCAACAUCUUCAAGAGGAAAAGUUGUCGAAAGUAUUUCGCGCACGAAAACAAAGACCACGAAAGUUCAAGUGCCCCCACUGCGACGUCCGCUUUUCCAAUUCCGGUCAGCUUAGAGGACAUGUACGAAUUCAUACCGGAGAACGUCCGUUCCGUUGUGACAAUUCGCAGUGCGGGAAGACCUUCACGAGAAACGAAGAAUUGACGCGGCACAAAAGGAUACACAGCGGGAUUCGGCCGCACGCCUGCAAUGUGUGUGGCAAGAAAUUCGGAAGGAGAGAUCAUUUGAAGAAACAUACCAAGAUUCAUAUGGUUCAAUUCAAUAACAUGAUUGAAUCGACUCCGAUAUUUGUGCCACUGUUUCCGUACAUUUAA
Messenger RNA from Ctenocephalides felis (cat flea), 684 nucleotides. Its product is annotated as zinc finger protein 256-like. Lineage: Eukaryota; Metazoa; Arthropoda; Insecta; Siphonaptera; Pulicidae. Gene Ontology annotation, molecular function: RNA polymerase II cis-regulatory region sequence-specific DNA binding; DNA-binding transcription factor activity, RNA polymerase II-specific. The coding region runs from base 1 to 684 and encodes 227 amino acids. The record is from RefSeq and is a predicted model, not a curated record. Gene Ontology annotation, biological process: regulation of transcription by RNA polymerase II. The transcript is spliced from 2 exons.